GUGUGUGUGUGUGAGACUGAGUGAGUCUGCGUGCGUGUGUGUGUGCGUGUGUAGAAAGUGCGCACGUCAGGCGUUGGCUGUCUGUUGUCGCAAUCGCAGUCACAGUCGCAACCAUGUCCAGAAAUACGUUGACCACGUUAACACACAUCGGCAACCAAACAACAUCGGUGACCAACAGCAGCAACAGGAGCAGCAACAACAACAGCAGCAACAACGACACACGCACCGGAACCCUGACGCACCUCAUGGAGGAGCACCAUCAACAGCAGUCACAUCCGGGCGCCGCUGGUCGUGCCGGCCUCAUCUCCGAUGGCGCGGAACGUUUGCGACGACAGGGCAGCCGUCUGCAAACCUCGAGAUUUGCUUGCAUGCGCUGCUGCGGCAAUUUUCUGACACAUCUGGUGCGGCUGCGCAGUACGCCCGAGGAGCUGGAGCAACGCUACAAAUCCAAAGAGAUCGAUCGCUUCUUGGAGAAGGAGAAGCACACGUUUCGACGGCAGGUGAAACUGUUGCUCCUGGGCGCUGGCGAGUCGGGCAAGUCAACGUUCCUCAAACAGAUGCGCAUCAUACACGGCGUCAAUUUCGAUCCGGAACUGCAGCGCGAGUACCAAUAUGUGAUAUACCAAAAUGUUAUACGAGGUAUGCAAGUCCUCCUCGAUGCACGCGAAAAGUUGGACAUCUCGUGGGGCAACGAUGGACGCGAACAGGAUGCCAACGAUGCCAAAUUAAUGGAAUGCAAUGCAAUAGAGGCAACCAGAUUCGUUGAAUAUGCCCCGCUCAUUAGGCGACUGUGGCAGGAUCGGGGCAUAAGGCGCGCCUACGAGCGACGACGCGAAUUUCAAAUUAGCGAUUCGGUCAGCUAUUUUCUAGAUGAAAUCGAGCGGCUGGCGAAACCGGAUUAUGUGCCCACACACAAAGAUAUACUGCACUGUCGGCGAGCAACCAAAGGUGUCUACGAGUUUUGUGUCAAAGUACAGAACAUUCCAUUUGUGUUUGUCGAUGUGGGCGGUCAGCGCACACAGCGCCAAAAGUGGACCAGAUGCUUUGAUACCUCAGUCACAUCGAUUAUAUUCCUAGUGUCCAGCUCGGAGUUUGAUCAGGUGCUUGCCGAAGAUAGGAAAACGAAUCGUCUGGAGGAGUCCAAGAAUAUUUUUGAUACCAUUGUGAACAACAAUACCUUCAGAGGCAUUUCGAUAAUAUUGUUCUUGAACAAGACCGAUUUGCUCGAACAGAAAGUACACAAUCCAGAGACUGAUAUACGCUGGUACUAUCCACAAUUCAGUGGCAAUCCGCACUUGCUGCUCGACGUCCAGAACUUCAUGCUGCAAAUGUUUAUGAGUGUGCGACGCACGAGCAGCACCAGCCGGAUCUAUCAUCACUUUACCACUGCCAUAGACACGCGCAACAUCAACGUGGUGUUCAAUUCGGUGAAGGAUACGAUACUGCAGCGCAAUUUAAAUGCUCUGAUGCUGCAGUAGCCGCAUCCCCAGUAGCCAUCAUCAUCCUGAUCACAAUCCACAAACACACACGAAUCUCGCGCCAGCUCUGGCAAACACUGUCUACCAUACAAAUAUUUACAUGAAUAUAUAUAUACCAUAUAUAUAUAUGAACAAAACGAAAGUGCCAGGCUGUCAGGAAUGUUAAAUUUUGUGAAGGGCCGACCCCAAAUUUGUUGUUAACUUUUUAAAAUGGUUUAAUUAUUCAUAAAUUUUGUAUUAAAUGAAAUUAUUAUAUAUAUACAAGCAUAUAUAUAUAUAUUAAUUUUUAGCAUUUACAUGUAUUAUUAUGUAUUUUAUUUAUGCAUAAAUGUAUAUAAUUUAUUGUGUAUGUGUUCGUGUGUGGCCCGCUAACAACAGACUUUAAUGCUACCCAAAAAAAAACUAACAGCAGCUACAUAUUUUCAUAUCAUUAUUAUUAAUAUUAUUAUUAUUAUACUUAUGCCCUUUUGCUACUAUGACACUAUACAAGGAUAUUUACAAUAUAUAUAUACCUAUAUAUAUCUAGCCAAUACAU
Drosophila grimshawi is the source of this 2013-nucleotide messenger RNA. It is a transcript of the gene cta, whose product is annotated as guanine nucleotide-binding protein subunit alpha homolog. The coding region runs from base 114 to 1478 and encodes 454 amino acids. Gene Ontology annotation, molecular function: G-protein beta/gamma-subunit complex binding; guanyl nucleotide binding; D5 dopamine receptor binding. Gene Ontology annotation, cellular component: brush border membrane; heterotrimeric G-protein complex. The record is from RefSeq and is a predicted model, not a curated record. Lineage: Eukaryota; Metazoa; Arthropoda; Insecta; Diptera; Drosophilidae. Gene Ontology annotation, biological process: Rho protein signal transduction; adenylate cyclase-modulating G protein-coupled receptor signaling pathway. The transcript is spliced from 6 exons.